AUGGAAUUUCUGUUCAUUCUCAAUGUAAUUUUUUGUGGGUCUUUCGGAUUAUCCAUGGCAAUAUUCGGAAUUCAUUUCAUCUUCAGGUACUUGGUCAUUAACAAUAACAAAAGACUGACCUCAUCGACCCCUAUAAUUGUUUCUGUCUGGCUCCUAAUCCCAAUAGGAUUCGGUAUUAUUUGGGCUAUGAUCUGUCUGACGACACUGUUCCACACACCUGAAAAGGAUGAGUUUUUGAGAAAAACCUAUCUUAAAAGGUAUCCCGGAAAGUUGGAAGACUUGACCUACUUUGGUCCAUAUUUUUACCCAAAUGGAUCACUGGACUGGAAACCUUGCCUCGGGAUAGCUGGAUGCUCUCUAUUGAUGAAUGUGUCAUCGUUAACAAUGAUUUUUUGUGGAAUAAAAUGCUACAAUAGAAUCAAUAAUCUCGUCAGAUCUACAUCUCAAUCCAGUCUUCACAGAAGUCUUCAUUCUCAAUUCCUGAUGGCUCUCAUAGUUGAGACAUUAGUUCCUGUCUUCUUAAUGCACAUUCCAGCUGCAGUUGCGUAUACCGCUUGCUUCUUGAACAUGAGUUCCGAAAUAGCCGGAAAUAUAAUCACAAUGACUAUUGCCUUGUACCCAGCAGUCGAUCCUUUGCCGACAAUUUUUAUUAUUAGCAGUUAUCGAAACGCUGUUUUACGAUCCAUUGCCAAUCGUCUGAAGCAGUUCUCAUGCGUUCAAAAAGCUUUGGAGUCCAUGACUAAAGCCGUUGCUUCCGAGGCAAAUGAAACGGGCGUUCUGUAA
Messenger RNA from Caenorhabditis briggsae, 783 nucleotides. The coding region runs from base 1 to 783 and encodes 260 amino acids. The record is from RefSeq and is a predicted model, not a curated record. Gene Ontology annotation, molecular function: G protein-coupled olfactory receptor activity. Gene Ontology annotation, biological process: G protein-coupled receptor signaling pathway; olfactory behavior. NCBI's taxonomy places the organism in Eukaryota, Metazoa, Nematoda, Chromadorea, Rhabditida, Rhabditidae. The transcript has 5 exons.